AGAUCCAACUUAAAUGAAGACAAGCAAAAAUAGUGAAAAUGAACAUGUCAAUCUCGAGCAAGGAAUUCUCUAUGGAGUUUUAAAGCAGAUUCGAGCAAAUGAAGACCAGAUUUCCGAGAAGCCAACUUUAGUCAGUGUGUGGUAUUGUGAUAUUAACCCAAAAGACACUCAAAAAAUAGUAGCCCUAAUUCGAGACCAUUUGACAGAUCCGGAUCCCGUGUCAUUAACACACAUUAAGAGAUUUAUGAAAGUGAAUGAAUGCAUAAGAUCUAUUUUAUGUUCAUUGGAAUAUAUUGACGAAGGGAAACUCAUUAAUUUGAUUCAUGAACACUGCCCUGGUGUGGAAAUAAGAAGCGUCGGACUAAUUGAAGUUCCUCGAUACGCUCCACAAACCAAAGACAUUACACAAGCCUGGUCACUGAAAUAUUGGCCAUUAGCUUGGAAGGGAAAUCCAAACCACCAAUUCCUUAAUACAGUUGAGUUCGAUAUUUCCCGUGAAGAGGAAAUAGUCUCAACUCUUCUCGAUGAGCUUGAACAAUGUAUCAAGAAAAGCAAAGACAGCAGUGACUGUAGUGGUGUUCUGGCUACUUUGAUAGCAGAGAAUAUAAAUGAUUCGAUCAAAUUAAAAACUAUACAUGCAAAUACUGGAUCCAAAACACCAUACGACCAUAGUGUGAUGAAAGCAAUUUCAUCGAUUGCAAAUAAUGAAUUGCAUAGGAGGAAACAUAGUUCCCAAGAAGAUGGCGAGGGAUAUCUCUGUCAUAAUAUGAUAGUUUACACAACACAUGAACCUUGCGUCAUGUGCUGCAUGGCCCUUGUCCAUUCGAGAAUUGGCAGACUUGUGUACUUGCAAGGGACACCACCCACAGGAGGCUUGGAAUCAAACUAUCAGUUAGGGGAUAGGGAUGGGUUAAAUUGGAAAUUUCAAAUUUGGAAAUGGAUUGGCCAAAAUGAAGUACAUAGAUUGGAAUCAUUAGUGGGAAAGGAGCUGAAAGCUAUCAACUAUUGAGACCUACCUUUUGAUAUCGAAAAACUUUUUAAUUUUUGCAAUACAUUCCCGUGCUUCAUCCAUAGCAGGCUCAUAAAAAUCAUCUUUUCUGCCAUACCUUAGACUGCUUAAUUCUCCUAUUAAUAAUUUAAUUUCCUUUAUAUACUGGUCAGACUCUUCACUCAAAGACUGCUCUUGUAAAGAUAACGUAGAUGCAAGUUUUUCCAUUUGAUUAAUGAGAUUAUUCAAUUUCUUCUCUUUGACACUGCUAUUCUUUUGAAUAACCGAUGAAACUUGAUUCACAGGAAAUUUAUAAGUAUUGUUGAUAGUAUCUAUAACUUUUGAACGAAUAUUCUGCUCUUGCUGUAUUAUCAAUUGAUCGUAAAUUGCUCUAACCACGUCCUGCGGAGUUCUGGAGGGAAACUCUCUGGAAAAACUUUCAAACGAUAUAUCUGACUUAAUUUCUGUCAGUGACAUCAAGUAAUUACUCAAAAUACUAGAUGAUUCCAUGUUGAAGGUUCAAU
Messenger RNA from Spathaspora passalidarum NRRL Y-27907, 1512 nucleotides. RefSeq lists its product as uncharacterized. Gene Ontology annotation, molecular function: tRNA-specific adenosine-34 deaminase activity. Lineage: Eukaryota; Fungi; Ascomycota; Pichiomycetes; Serinales; Debaryomycetaceae. Gene Ontology annotation, cellular component: cytoplasm; nucleus. The transcript has a single exon. The record is from RefSeq and is a predicted model, not a curated record. The coding region runs from base 14 to 1009 and encodes 331 amino acids.